Molecule: messenger RNA, 1924 nt
Organism: Columba livia (rock pigeon)
Lineage: Eukaryota; Metazoa; Chordata; Aves; Columbiformes; Columbidae
Gene: MRGBP
Product: MRG domain binding protein
Exons: 5
Coding region: 29-721 (230 amino acids)
Biological process (GO): regulation of transcription by RNA polymerase II
Cellular component (GO): nucleus; NuA4 histone acetyltransferase complex
Source: RefSeq, a predicted model, not a curated record
AGCCGCUGCGGGCCCGCGCUGCGCGGCCAUGGGCGAGGCGGAGGGCGGCUCGGCGGCCGCUGUGGAGAAGCCGCCGCUGCCCGCGGCCGGGUCGGGAGCGGCGGCUGCGGUCGCUGCCGCUGUUGCGGCCGCCGCGGCGGCAGCGGCAGGCGCCCCGGAGCCCGGCGUGCCGGCCGAGGAGGCGGUGGUGGUGUGGAGCCCCGAAGUGGAGGUGUGCCUGUUCCACGCCAUGCUGGGCCACAAGCCCGUAGGUGUGAAUCGCCACUUCCACAUGAUUUGUAUCCGGGAUAAAUUCAGUCAGAAUAUUGGACGACAGAUUUCUUCCAAAGUGAUUUGGGACCACCUGAGCACCAUGUAUGAUAUGCAGGCUCUUCACGAGUCUGAGAUUCUUCCGUUCCCUAAUAUAGAGAAGAAUUUCGCUCUUCCUGACGAAAUGAUUCAAGAAGUGAGAGAAGGAAAAGUCAUGAUGGAAGAAGAAGUGAAAGAGGAAAUAAAAGAAGAGAUGGAAACGCAUACAGGUCCAGAAGAAGUUUUUGCACCCUCUGGAAGUUUAGCAAAAACAACUGAAAAGCCAAGCAGCAAAGAAAAAGAGAAAACUUCAUCAGAUUCCGGGUCCAAAGAAGGAUCUGAUAAGAGGAAGCGCAACAGAGUCACUGAGAAGGUCCUAAACGCAAACAGUAAUCCCUCCAGCCCGAGCGCUGCGAAGCGACGCAGAACGUAGAGAGAAGCGAUAAACUGCGACGUGAGGAGCAAACAGUAAAAACAAAUAGCAGGAUAGUCGCUACGUAAACUCUGUGAGGAAGGACGAAAUAUCUGAGCCAAGUAUUUGAAGAAUGUCCACGUUGGCUUAAUACACGCAAGACUUCUUGUCCAAUUGCCCGAUGUGUUUUGUGGCCAGUGGUGGCGGCUGUCUCAGGGCGCUGGGGGAGAAAUGCGGCAGCGUCAUGAGUCUGUGCGUGUACAACAACUCCGGUGGGUGCAUUUCAAACCAGUAACAGGCUCUGCGCCCGCGUAGUUCCUGGAGACAAGUGCCCAGCGAAACACAGAGCCUCAGUUCAUUAAAAGCACCAGUUAUUUCUGUAAAUUUUGGGUUGUUUUUUCUGCCUUUAGGGUUUUUUUGCUGUCUUGGACUAUUACACAACUGUGGGUAGUGUUUGGUGGUUUUACUUACUGCAAACAGAAUGUUUGCAUCAAAUGUCUGAAUUUUUCGAUUGAGUAAAACUAAAACUUUUUUAAAUACAGAUAACUUGAAGUUGAGUUGAAGUAUAUUUCACUCUGUUUGCUGGAGGAGCCUUCUUUCACCCUUAGUGACGUAACAUUUUUCAAUCUACAUCGAUAUGCCCUAAGUGAACUGAAAAUGAUAAUGCCCCUUGAAUAAUAAUAAAAACCCCAGUGAUGUCACAUGGUUUUCUGAUGGGUCAGCUGAGCUGAGCAUAAAACUGGAGAUGUUGUUUCAUCCAUUUCUAAUACCGUAGUACAUAACAGUGGGUUUUGUACGUCUUUAUUUAUUUGUUUAAAGCAGUUUUAGUAGAUGUUAAUGGAAUUUGUAUUCCAAAAUGUUAAUUUUGUUCUACAAGUUAAGAAUCUUACUGACAUUGUAAUGCUUGUCCUUUCUAUGCUAGAAAAUUAAGAUUUGAAGAAGUUACUGGUUUUGUGUUGGGAGAAGAUGGACCAUUUAACAAACACGUGUUAAGUGGUGAACAAAGUAGGCUGAAAUGUUAAUUAAUUUGUUUCACCAUAUUAACUAUCCGUUAAUAAGAAGAAAAGUUACUUCUUGAUCUGUCAGUAUUGGCUUUGAGGUGAGGGACUAGGAAUCUACUAGUUUUUGCUUUUAUUCUAGGUACGUAGUCAAGUUCUUCUUUGUCUUACCUGCUUCACCUGUUUCAUACCAAAAAUAAAUUUGACUUGUUUUUAUUUUACUAAA